Molecule: messenger RNA, 2392 nt
Organism: Drosophila innubila
Lineage: Eukaryota; Metazoa; Arthropoda; Insecta; Diptera; Drosophilidae
Gene: wls
Product: protein wntless
Exons: 2
Coding region: 159-1847 (562 amino acids)
Biological process (GO): Wnt signaling pathway; intracellular protein transport; Wnt protein secretion
Cellular component (GO): endomembrane system; organelle membrane
Molecular function (GO): Wnt-protein binding
Source: RefSeq, a predicted model, not a curated record
GCCGCUUUGUUUGUUUCGCCGACAGUCGCCAGUCGAGUUCUUUUUAUAGCGUUCAAGUAAAACAAAUAAAAAUUGUUUACCUUAACGUGAGAUACAGAUAGAGAGGAAGCGACUACCUCGCUCAGUUAACAGUGAUUGCGAGCCACACCUAAGUCGAAAUGUCCGGUACCAUACUCGAGAAUUUGAGUGGACGGAAGCUGUCCAUAUUGGUGAGCAGUCUACUGCUUUGUCAAGUGGCCUGCUUCCUGCUGGGUGGUCUGUAUGCACCCUUGCCCGCCGGCCAUCAGACUGUGCUGGGGACCAAGUGUCGCGAUAUGCCUGGCCGUCAAAAUGACACCAGCUUCUUUUUAUACUCACGCGGAGCGGGCGCAUGUAAUCCGGUGCCGUACGACGAGAUCGAAGACGAUGUACUCAAGAUGGCCAAUAAACUGGUGUACGUAUUCCAAAUGCCGCUUCCAAGAGAUAAUCGGGUGUUGGACUACAGCCGUUGGCAGCAGAAUCUCAUUGGAGUACUACAGGUAAACAUCGCAUAUGUCUCGUCAUCGGAGCUACGUGAGCCACCCAAGGACCUUCAGCUGACGAUUGACACACGGCUUGCCUAUCGCAACAAUGAAGAUGCCGAACAGGACUGGAAGCUCUAUGCACACAGCGUGGAGCACCGCUACUUGGACUGUCAUCCCGAGCAUGUGCAUACCAAGGAAACUCUGUAUACAUGUGACAUAAUACCAUUGUUUGAGUUGGGUGCACUGCAUCAUAGCUUCUAUCUGUUAAAUUUACGCUUUCCCAUGGACACACCCAACAAUAUCAACUUGCAAGUUGGACAUAUGCACGAUCUCACAUUAACAGCCAUAUACCAAAACGGAGGAUUCACUCAGGUUUGGCUUCUGCUCAAAACUCUGCUCUUUCCUUUUGUGGUGGGCAUCAUGAUUUGGUUCUGGCGACGUGUGCACAUUCUCCAACGCUCCCCGGCUCUGCUGGAGUACAUGCUGCUCUACUUAGGUGGUGCUCUUAGUUUCUUGAAUCUUCCACUGGAGUAUCUAACACUGGGCGUGGAAAUGCCAUACAUGCUGCUGCUGAGCGAUGUGCGCCAGGGCAUCUUUUACGCUAUGCUGCUCUCAUUCUGGCUUGUCUUUGCCGGCGAGCAUAUGCUCAUCCAGGAUUCACCAAAUAAAUCGACUAUACGCUCACGAUACUGGAAGCAUCUCUCCGCCGUCGUUGUCGGCUGCAUCUCGCUCUUUGUCUUUGACAUUUGUGAGCGCGGCGUUCAGCUUCGUAAUCCCUUCUACUCCAUCUGGACAACACCACUGGGCGCCAAGGUGGCAAUGAGUUUCAUUGUGCUCGCUGGCGUUUCGGCUGCCAUAUACUUUCUCUUCCUCUGCUUCAUGGUGUGGAAGGUGUUCAAGGAUAUUGGCGAUAAGCGCACCUCAUUGCCGUCCAUGUCCCAAGCGCGACGUCUGCACUACGAGGGUCUCAUCUACCGCUUCAAAUUCCUUAUGCUCGCCACUUUGCUGUGCGCUGGCUUGACCGUCGCCGGCUUCAUCAUGGGCCAAAUGGCAGAGGGACAUUGGCAAUGGAAUGAGAACAUUGAAAUUCAACUGACUUCCGCCUUUCUCACUGGCGUCUAUGGCAUGUGGAACAUAUACAUCUUUGCUCUGCUCAUCUUGUAUGCGCCCAGUCACAAACAAUGGCCCACAAUGCACCAGAGGGAUGAGACGACGCAAUCCAAUGAGAAUAUCGUUGCUUCCGCUGCCAGCGAAGAGAUUGAAUUCAGUCAUCUUCCAUCCGAUUCCAAUCCCAGCGAAAUAUCAUCACUCACCUCCUUUGCUCGGAAGGUGGCCUUCGAUUAAACGACGCUGAGAUUUUAAAUUGAUUUAUGUUGUGUGCCAAACUAAUUCUAAGAUUAGAUCUUGGCGGCCAGGAAACGAAUUGAACGCUCUUCACUUCAACUCAAAGCUCAAAGUGUUUACGCGUACUUUGCAUUAGUAUUACAAUUAAGAGAAACAUUUCUUGCCUAGUUUUUGCAUAAACAUACAUAUAAAUAAUAAUACCUAGCAUUUAGAUCAUAGAUUAUAUUUUAUGUCUUUAUAUCAGCAUUCAUAAAUGUAUUUUUUAUAGAUUUCUCAUAUGCAUGUCCAUGUUUUUAACUGAUAUUUGUAGUAAAUGUGUGUACUUAUCCGCCUCGGCAGUAUUAUAUAUAUGGGCAACUUUUUAACUAGCCAGUAAGAAUCUAUUGAAGAAAAUUUUCGGGUGCACAACAUUUGAAUACAAUAUUCAGAUACAUUUAUAUAUAUACAUACAACCGAUCUUGAAUUUUAUAACUGACAACGUAGAGCAAUUUAUCACUCCAGUAGCAAUGCAAUGAAUAAACAAAAGCAAUAUUCAAAUGAAAAAA